This is a messenger RNA of Culex quinquefasciatus (southern house mosquito), 5175 nucleotides long. RefSeq names its product sodium/potassium-transporting ATPase subunit beta-2 (gene nrv3). The transcript is spliced from 8 exons. Bases 377 to 1315 code for a protein of 312 amino acids. Gene Ontology annotation, cellular component: sodium:potassium-exchanging ATPase complex. Gene Ontology annotation, biological process: sodium ion export across plasma membrane; intracellular sodium ion homeostasis; potassium ion import across plasma membrane. Lineage: Eukaryota; Metazoa; Arthropoda; Insecta; Diptera; Culicidae. Gene Ontology annotation, molecular function: ATPase activator activity. The record is from RefSeq and is a predicted model, not a curated record.
UGUCCCUCGGAGAAGAUUCCACUUGCAUAGAGAAGUCGGUUCUAUGUGGUCAUAGUGAACGCGUUGGUCCUUUCUUCGUCGUGUGCUCUUUUCAGUGUGGUGUGGUUCUCUGGCAGUGCUUUUCUGGUGGAAAAUUUAGUGAUCCAGCACCGUAAGCCUCUCGGAUGCUGGCUCCGGAAGUGUGAACAUAGCUUAAACAAAGAAGAAAAAACGGAAGGUCUCAAAAUUUCGAGAGUUCGGUAAUACACAGUCAAAAACAAGCAACAACAAAAAAACACAUCAAGGGGAAAAUUCGGAAAAUUUUCUUCUCGCCUAGCUCUUAGUGGUUCAUUUUCGGAAAACGCGCCACCGCCAGUGUGUGUGAAAGGGCACAGCCAUGGCCGACAAAAAAGUAGCGGAACAAUAUUACACCCCGCCCGAAAAACUGGGAAAAUGGGAAGGAUUCAGCAAGUUCCUCUGGAACGGCGAAACGAGCCAAUGCAUGGGCCGAACUGGCUCCAGUUGGGCAAAGAUUCUAUUCUUCUAUCUGGUGUUCUACGCCCUGCUGAUAGGAUACUUCUCAGCAAUGCUGGCAGUAUUCUGGCAAACGUUAGACCCCAAGAUGCCCAAAUUCCAGCUAUCUGAGUCGUUGAUAGGAGCAAAUCCAGGUCUCGGCUUCCGACCGAUGCCCGUCGAGGACACCGUCGAGAGUACGCUGGUCUGGUACAAGGCCUCGGACAACGGCAACAUCGAAGCCUGGACCCGGCAGAUUGACAUUUUCUUGAAGGCAUACCACGAGGAAGAGGACAACCGCGUCGACUGCUCGUUCGACACUCCACCGCCAGAGGGCAAGGUUUGCCGAGUACCGAUGAACGAAUGGGGACCCUGCACCAAGGCGAACCGCUACAACUUCAAGAAGAAGAGCCCGUGCAUAUUCCUCAAGCUCAACAAGAUCUUCAACUGGGUCCCGGAUCUGUACAACACUACCGAGAACCUGCCCGAGGUCAUGCCCGAGGAUCUCCGAGAGCACAUCGGCUCCGAGCUUGGCCGAGGUGACAAGAACGCCAACAUCGUUUGGGUGUCGUGCGCCGGUGAGAAUCCCGCCGACAACGAGCACAUCGGACCGAUCAACUACAUCCCGCGUCGAGGAUUCCCGGGCUACUUCUUCCCGUUCAAGAACACCGAAGGAUACCUGCCCCCGAUCGUCGCCGUGCACUUCGAGAGCCCCAAGAAUGGCGUCCUGAUCAACAUUGAGUGCAAAGCCUGGGCGAAAAACAUCCACCACGACCGCGCGGACCGAAGAGGGUCCGUCCACUUCGAGCUGAUGGUCGACUAAGAGACGCGGCCAUCGUCCCUAGUAGCAGCUGGCAAGAGCAAGGCAGGCCGAAGAAGAUGAGUCUAGGAGCAGGCGAGCGAGAAAACGUUAAAAACCGGCAGUAGAAGAAGAACAACAUCAACCAAAAGAAACCUUGAGCAAACAAAUGUGUGAAAAAUUAAGACCGAACCGUGAAAAAGAAGAGCAACUAACACUGUAACACUGAGAAGAAAAAUGACACUUAUUAAGAGAAAACAAAAGAAAAAAAAAAUGAAACAAUUAGUAACUGAUAAGCAUUGAAAAAGGAGCGAGCGGUAGCCAUCGAGAUGAAGAAGAAAAAGAAGCGACGUUUCGAAAGUGAUGCAACAUCGGACAGUAAGUAAUUCAAACUAAAACAACAAAUCUAGGUGCGAUCAUUAAUUAAUUUAAAAAAAUAAUUAAAAAUACUACAAAAUAGUGGUUAAAGGUAAACACAACAAAAAAAAUUAAAAAAAAAAAACAAUGCGCGAAAACAUCAUCUCGUUUAGGUCGAUAACAAAGGAAACAUGUACAGCUCUUAAAUGUAUACUCAUACUGAAAUCGCGACGACAUCCGUAAACAAACCAAACAAACUAACAAAUUGCAGAAAUAAGCGAAUAAACUAAGCGAAAGAGCGAAAGAGGUUAGCCCUGCCGGACGAGCGAAAUCAACAGUCAGAGUCAGAACAGAACAAGAGCAUACAGUGAGAGAGUAAGGAGGUGAUGAUGUGCGUGAACCAAUAGGACUGAAGAAGUGUGCAACAAGAUCGCAACGCAGAAAGAGAGAGAGAUAGAAACCAUUCACAUGCUAAAAAAAGAAACUCACACAUAGAGAAUGAGAAAGUUAAGAGAAAGUGACAAAUUCUUCAAAAAAGGCUUGAUGAGAGAACGAGGAGAAGCAUGUUUCGGAAGAAAUUAUUUACGAAGUAAUUUGAAAACGCUGAAUCAGUUUGUUUUCGAAUUUCCGAACUGUGUACAAACUCGAACACGGAGGAGUAAACAAAAAAAAUUAAGCAAAAAUAUUUAUUGAAAAGACCGAAAAGCACAGAAGAAAGGAUAUUUUUUGUAUGAGUCAAAAUACUUAAACAAUGUGAAGCUUUUUAUAGAGAAUUAAUGAAACAAAUCGCAAGGACAAGCAUUGCACAGAGUCUCGAUAUAUUUGUGGUUCGAUUAAAAGGUGGAUCUGUUUCGUUUACUCAGUUUACAAAGUUUAAUGCGUUAUGAUGAGUGGAAUAUUUAACUAAAAGAGAAAAUCACAAAUAUAUCUGCGCGGAAUAUCAGCAAAACAACAUGAGCAGCAAAACGCAAAACAAAAAAAGCAAAAACAUAAAACAACUAGAAGUAAUUGAUCUAAGAGAAAAGAAUAGUUGCUAAUAAAAACAGAAAAGCAAAUCUAGUGCAACACAAGCAAAUCAUCUGAAUGAGAAACACGUUCAAGGGCCUCUUUCUAUUCUUACACUCACUGCCCAACAAAAGAAAAACAAAUAAUAACAAACAAACAACAAAAAACAUGAAAUUGCCCAAGUAAACAACUUACUGUAAAAAGUAAAACGGUACACAAAGAAAACAACACAAACACAACACACCGCAGCAUACAAGAGCAACCUAAGAGAAAACAAAAAAUCAAGCAAAAAGCCAUAAUUUGAUGUAAUUAAAGCCCCGAAGAAAAACCAGAAAGUAAAACAAUACAAAAAGCGAUGCAAAAGCAAGUAAAAAUUUGAUAAUGUAAUUAGGAACUUCGACAUUUAACAGAAACAAACAAAGUAAAAAAAAAAACAAAAGUAAAUAAAUUUGAUAACUUCACAGUCUUGAAGUCCGGUGGCUCGUGCUCGUGCUUCCGCUUGACAGCUCAGAUUGAGCUGUCUUCGGGGGGUGGGCGCGGCGCUGUUGGCAUCCCAGUUAGGAGCGAUUAUUUUUGCUUCCAAAGCGUGGACGGAUCCAAGCAAAACAACAACAACAAAUAUGGCGGAAACGUCACAUGACUGCCGUUGACAUUCGUCCUUGGAAGCAAAGGUAGUCCAUUUGCAAAUAAUAGAAAAAAAAGUUGUUGAAAGUAUUAUUAUUAUUAUUACUAAUAUAAUUGGGAAGACAUUGAUAGAAAAAAGAAUAAAAUCAAACACAAAAAAUUGAGCCUCGUAUAAAUAACAGAAGAGUAAACAAAGAAACCAUAGCGAAAAAGAAAAACAAUGUGGACAAAAUAGAAGAAAAACGAUAAAAACACACACACACAGCUAUAAAUGAAUGUUAUUGAUAGUGCGCAACUGCAUUUUUAAUGUGCUAACUUCGUUUUCUUACCAAAACACAAACACACAACCACACACACAUACAAACACGCGGCGAGCGCUGCCAGAAUGUGUUGGCGGUGGUUCGCGAUCUGUCAGAAAAUUUUUAAUGUUGCGUUUGCGUAGGCGGUAGAACGGCGUCAUCGUACACAGAUUUCACGGCGAAGUAUAAAAACACUAAACUAGGAUUAGCUUAAAGAAAAAAUGGUAAACAGUUUCGAUUCACACCACGCCUAGAAUAAGUUUGGUUUCGGUUUUAAGAAUUUUUUUGUUCGACUUUUUCAAGACUGAUGUCGGUGGAAAGCAUUGCAUUGUCGUGCCCCUCGAGCGCGCGUGCGAGCUGUCAGGGUGACAGCAUUGGCUGUCAAGUUUGAUGGUGUUUUUGGUGAACGAGGGGAGCUUCGAUGUUGUUUUCCAUGACGACAUAAGUUUGGGAUGGUUUGGAUUGCUUUUAGUUUCGAUUUUCGUUUGUGUCUGUUGUUAUUUAUUUGUAGUGUAAAACUUAUUUAUUUACCUUCGACCGGUUCAUCAGAGUAUUGCAUUAGUUGGUAGUAUUAGUUUAUAUUUUUCGUUUUACUUUCGGUUUAAAUCAAAUACUUGCGCACUGUGUUCAUAUAUCGAAUGCCAUGAAAGAAAGGAAAAAUAAAAACAUGUUUAAGUCGUUGAUGAAUACUAUUUAAGUGCAGCAUAGAUUAACUAUAAUGAACGAUUAACUAAACAAUAGCAGAAAAACACACACACAUAGUAAUGGAGAAAAAACGAUAAAAGCGUCAUGCCGUACAGCUACCGUACAUUUUGAGCUUAGGCGUCUGUAGUUUUAUAUAAAUUUAGUCAAUUUUUUCAAAAGAGAAAAACAAACGAAGUGAGCUACUAGCGAACAUGAUGAAUCAUUUCAGUUGUAUUUAGUUAUAAUUAAGAUAGUAUAUCAGUGACAAAAGCGCCUUUUCCGCGAAGGCUUUGCAAAAUAUACAAACAUAAAAAAAGAUUGUCAAUGAAUUGUCAGAUUUCUUUUCCUGUUAUUUCAAUAAUUACACGACGAGUUGAGUUUGCCGAAAGAUUUGUUACAGCCAGCUGGAAAGUAUACAUAAAAAUAGCAAAAUCAUCUCGAGUACAGUAAAACUGAUUGUUAGAUUUAAAUUACCGCAGAUAUGAACUAAGAUGCAGAAUUACCAGAGUAAACAAGAAGAAAAAAAAAACAGCAAAAACUCCAAGUUAUCGAAAUAGAGCAAAACAAAACCAGUUACGGCGAAGGGAAUCAACUAAAUAGCGCCAAUCACAUUCUAGUUUUACUUACCAAGCCGCCAGGUAGCGUCGCUUUCAGGCAAACUACACUACAUAAGGCAUUUAAAGGGGUUCUUAACGCAAAAAAAGAAUAGUUUCAUUCACUUACAACAGCAGAACAAGCAAAAACUAUAAAAUAACACCCACCACAUACACACGAUUACGGCUAAACGUAAAAAAAAUAAUGGAAAAUAUAAACAAAAAAAAGUUAUAAAAAAUAAACAAAACACAAUGUAAAGCUAUUAUAUCUUUUUAAUGAAUAAUUAUUGAAAUAAAAACUGAGAAAUCUGUAGAGACGAAA